Molecule: messenger RNA, 798 nt
Organism: Diuraphis noxia (Russian wheat aphid)
Lineage: Eukaryota; Metazoa; Arthropoda; Insecta; Hemiptera; Aphididae
Product: aminopeptidase N-like
Biological process (GO): peptide catabolic process; proteolysis
Cellular component (GO): membrane; cytoplasm
Molecular function (GO): peptide binding; zinc ion binding; metalloaminopeptidase activity
Source: RefSeq, a predicted model, not a curated record
AACUAUAUGCAACGUAUGAUGUCGUCUGUGUAUGCCAAAUUCCAAGACAUGACAGUUGAACUUAACGGUUUUGAAGAAAUAGUAUUUAAAAAUCUCGUGACUUCACAUGCUUGUUAUUACAAAAUAGAGAACUGUACCAAACAACCUCUGGACUUGUUUAGAAAAUGGAUGAAAAUUACGGAUCCAGAUAAUGAUAACAUAUUGCCCAAAGAACUGAAAUCAGUUAUUUACUGUCAAGCGAUGAAAUACGGAGGUGAAGACGAAUGGAACUUUUUAUGGGAACGUUAUCAGCGUUCCAAUUCGAACUCUGAAAAAGAUGAUAUGCUUGUAGGAUUAGGAUGUAGUUCAGAGACAUGGUUACUAAACAGAUAUUUGAAUUGGUCACUUGAUAAUUCAACUAUUCGCAUGCAAGACGCUAACGCAGUGUUCAGCGCCAUAGCGUCCAAUGACGUUGGAUUUUCUUUAGCAAAAGACUUUUUGUAUAAUAAUAUUUCUGUUAUAUAUGAAUUCUACCAAUCUUCAGGCAAAUCUGUGGGUAGUUACGUGCAAAUUAUAGGGUAUCAAAUGAAAACUAACGAAGAACUAGAUGAGAUCCAAUCAUUUAUUAAUAAAUCGUCAGGUUAUUUAAAAGGAGCUGAUGUGAUUAUCGUCCAGACAAUAAAGGCUAUUAAGAUGAAAAUUGAAUGGACUUCAAAGUAUUAUGAUAAAAUUGUAAAUUACAUAGUACAAUAAUUAUUAACAAUGUUACGAAUGGGCUUAAAUACAGACUCUUUGAUUAAAAUUGUUACACAAUAUAAU